This is a messenger RNA of Trichechus manatus latirostris (Florida manatee), 2727 nucleotides long. It is a transcript of the gene STK11IP, whose product is annotated as serine/threonine kinase 11 interacting protein. Gene Ontology annotation, biological process: intracellular protein localization. Lineage: Eukaryota; Metazoa; Chordata; Mammalia; Sirenia; Trichechidae. Gene Ontology annotation, cellular component: cytoplasm. The transcript has 18 exons. The record is from RefSeq and is a predicted model, not a curated record. The coding region runs from base 280 to 2727 and encodes 815 amino acids.
CCCCUUAGCUCGUCUUUCUUCCGGGGUGGGAUUUCCUGGCCAUCAUUGUUAGGCGCCCGGCUGCCGAGCUGGUAGGAGGGUCAGACAGGAGGGUCAGUCUGGCUGGCGAGGUCUGAUGUCCCUCUAAAGAGAACCCGGGAGGGCGGUCUUCCUCACUCUCUUUUUCCUCCCCUUGAGGCCUCGGUUUGCGCGGACGCCCUAGGUUUUUGGCACUAUCACCCACCUGAGGCCCUUCCGCUUCCUCUUUCCCCAGGCUCCGCCCCCCAGCGUCCUGUGGCCAUGACGACGGUCCUGCGAGACUCCCUGGUGUGGAAGCUCGCGGGGCUGCUGCGGCAGUCGGGGGAUGUGGUCCUGUCUGGCUGCAGCACACUGAGCCUGCUGACUGCCACCCUGCAGCAGCUGAACCACGUGUUUGAGCUGCACCUGGGGCCAUGGAGUCCUGGCCAGACAGGCUUCGUGGCUCUACCCUCCCACCCUGCCGACUCCCCAGUCAUCCUCCAGCUUCAGUUCCUCUUCGACGUGCUGCAGAAAACGCUUUCACUCAAGCUGGUCCAUGUCCCUGGUCCUGGCCCUCCAGGGCCCAUCAAGAUUUUCCCCUUCAAGUCCCUUCGGCAGCUGGAGCUCCGAGGUGUCCCCCUCCACUGCCUGCGUGGCCUCCGUAGCAUCUACUCCCAGCUAGAGACCCUGAUUUGUAGCAGGAGUAUCCAGGCAUUAGAGGAGCUUCUCUCGGCCUGUGGGGGCGACCUCUGCUCUGCCCUCCCCUGGCUGGCUCUGCUCUCUGCCAACUUCAGCUACAACUCCCUGACUGCUUUGGACAGCUCCCUGCGUCUCUUGUCAGUUGUGCGCUUCUUGAACCUGAGCCACAAUCAUGUCCGGGACUGCGAGGCUUUCCUGAUGGACUUGUCUGAGCUCUACCAUCUGGACGUCUCCUAUAACUGCCUGCGUUUGGUGCCCAGGAUGGGACCCUCAGGGGUCGCUCUGGGGACCCUGAUACUGCGAGGCAAUGAGCUGCGGAGCCUGCUUGGCGUGGAGCAGCUGAGGAACCUGCGGCACCUGGACGUGGCCUACAACCUGCUGGAAGGGCACGGGGAGCUGUCGCCGCUCUGGCUGCUGGCCGAGCUCCGCAAGCUCUACCUGGAGGGGAACCCUUUGUGGUUCCACCCUGCACACCGAGCGGCCACCGCCCAGUACUUGUCGCCCCGUGCCAGGGACGCUGUUCCUGGGUUCCUUCUUGAUGGCGAAGUCUUGUCAGUUACUGAUUUUCAGGUCAGCUGGUUUGUAAAGCAGCACCGGGACCUUGAGCUCAUGAACAGCUUCCGGGAACGGUUUGGCUGUGACUGGCUGCAGUAUAGGAAUCACUUGGAAACUUCUGAGAACCCCCAUCUGGCUACCUCCAAGACCUCUGACCUCAGCAGUCUGCCCCCGGAUGCCCUGGGCCCAGAGCCUCUGCCACCAGAAGAAGCUGACAGCCCUGAGGAGUCAGCGCAGGAGGCAUCAGAGGAGAUCAGGGUGGGGCCAGAGCCCCAGGAGGAAGAGGAGAUGGAGGAACCAGAAGAAGAGGAAGGAAAGGAGGACCAGGAGGAGGAAGAGGAGCAGGAUGAAGUGGAAGCGGAGCUGUGCCGCCCCAUGUUGGUGUGCCCCCUGCAGGGGCCUGAGGGUGUGCGGGGCAGGGAGCGCUUCCUCCGGGUCACCUCAGCCCACCUGUUUGAGGUGGAACUCCAGGCAGCUCGAAUCUUGGAACGGCUGGAGCUUCAGAGUCUGGAGGCAGCUGAGAUCGAGCCUGUGACCCAAACCCAGAGAGAACUAGCGCCUGGCGACUCUGAUGGAUUAGCAGUGGGGAGGCCGGGCCGAGACGUUGUCACAAGUAACUCAGCUCUCAGCCUGGCACCUGCCUCCCUGGUUCUGUGUUCUUGUUUCUCGUCAGUUUUCUCUUCUCCUCAGGUGCCACUGGUGUUGGCAGGCCACAGGGGAGAGUUUCUGUGUCUCGUGGUGGUGUCUGACCGCAGGCUUUACGUGUUGAGGGUGACAGGGGAGAUCCGCGGGCCUCCGGCUGGCUGGCUACAGCCGACCCUGGCCGUCCCCCUGCAGGAUCUGAGCGGCCUAGAGCUAGGCCUGGCAGGACAGAGCCUGCGGCUCGAGUGGGCAGCUGGAGGGAGCAGUUGCGUCCUACUGCCCCGAGAUGUCAAGCAUUGCCGGGCCUUCCUGGGGGAGCUCACUGAUGUCUUGCAGUCUCUGCCCCCCACCUGGAGGAGCUGCGUGAGGGCCACGGAGGAGGUGGUGACCCCCCAGCACCGGCUCUGGCCACUGCUGGACAAAGACUCUUCCCUGGAGGCUCCCCGGUUCUUCUACCUUCGGGUGUUCCUGGUGGAAGGCUCCUCUCCAUGCCCUGUGUCCCUGCUGCUGACUCUGUCCACCCUGUACCUGUUAGACGAGCACCCUGCCGGACCCCAGGCAGAGCCGCCUCCUCCAGCAGCAUCUGGCAAAGCUUCUGAGAAGACCGCUCCCUUGGGGCCAGGCCCUUCUGUGGGUGUCAGGGAGCAGCAGCCACUCAGCAGCCUGAGCUCAGUGCUGCUCUACCGCACAGCCCCGAGGGACUUCCGGCUGGUCUUCUACGAUGAGGUGUGGAGGGGGCUGUGGGAGACGGGUGCAGGCUUGGAGUCUGGCUCAAGACAGGCGGCAGAGUUCCCCAGCCUUUGGGCGCUGGCCAGUGAGGCCCUGAAUGACUGA